GCGCGGGCAAGGACUGCUUCAUCGGCGCCUUCUCGUGCUUCAUCUGCUUUGAGGGGUGCAAGGACUGCUGCGAGUGCUGCGCAGACAUCAUCUGCUGCCCGUGCGAGAUGUGCUGCUAAACGUGUAUCCUCCGCCGGAGUCGCUGUUGCCGCCGUGAAAAGACGAAUGUCUGGCUCCACAUACCAUGUAUAUUAGAACGUUGCUUUGUUCUGCAUUCUCAGUGCUGUAUGGACGCCUCGAUGCCUUGCCCGCCGUAGAUAUGUUGUAUGCGGUGGACGCUUCAUUGUUGCUUGUACAGAAACGUUAUGGAUAUUCACUCCAAACUGCCAAGCGUGUCUGCGUUCGACGCACGUCAUCCAAGCAACGUACGCCGGCGAUCUCAAGAAGCUUGUCAGGCACUGGGGAAAUGCUUCCGCGGUGGGUGCCAACGUUGAAGGUACCAAGUUGCAGUUACCCAGAUGCCUUCUCGGUCCUGGGCCGUCCGAACGCAUGGCAGCGAACGACCGGCCUCGAAAGACCAGAUAACCUUGAGAGUAACCACACAACAUUCACGCGCGAAGCAGGCUUCCACUUCUGGAGCACAUCACAGAGAAGACCCUCGAUAGCGGCAGGUCGAUCACGAUUAGAGUACGUAGCAUAUGUAACGAACAGCGCGAGGGUGCGGCGAAACGAGGGCAAGUGUCCAGAGGGUGAUUCACGGGUGGGUCAGGCGCUCUGAUGUGCAGUAUGGGUCCAGGUGCGAUGUGUGCUAGCGAUGGGGAUAGGUCCGUCCGUAGGAGUGUAUCAUCAGUCCGCUGCGUGUGGGAUAGAGUGGGUGGCAGUAGGUACGCGAACUCGCGGGGCGAGGAGAGUAAGAGAUUUUCACUGCGUGGAGUUGGUCCCCGUGAUCGUGAAGGUGGGCGAGGCGUUGCCCGAGUUGCCGAACA
Messenger RNA from Fomitopsis serialis, 926 nucleotides. RefSeq lists its product as uncharacterized. The record is from RefSeq and is a predicted model, not a curated record. The transcript is spliced from 2 exons. NCBI's taxonomy places the organism in Eukaryota, Fungi, Basidiomycota, Agaricomycetes, Polyporales, Fomitopsidaceae. The coding region runs from base 185 to 718 and encodes 177 amino acids.